UACUUUUAGCUAACCAUUUAAUUAACGUCAGUGACUAACCACUUCACCACCGCUAGCUUUUUCACCAUUUACUUAUUACUUUUAGCCAACUAUUUCAAUAAGUUAUCUCUACUUUGAGCUUACCAUUUAUUUGCUACUUCUUUGCUGUCUAUUUCAACUGUUUAACUUGUUUCCACUGUUGUUUUUAACUAAUUUUAGCUUAACAUUUAUCCAUUACUUUUAGCUAACCAUUUGAUUAACGUCAGUGACUAACCACUUCUCCACCGCUAGCUUUUUCAACAUUUAUCUAUUACUUUUAGACAACUAUUUCAACCAUUUAUCCAUUACUUUUUGCUAUUUUAACCAUUUAUGCAGUUUAGGUAGGUAUAUAUAUAUCAAGUCUUUAUCCAUUACUUUUAGCUAACUCUACAGACUUCUGCUUGCAUGAGUUUUAACACACUCCCAAUCUCAGCACCUAGUGUUCAGGUGUUAAAGUUGAACAACAUAUAGUUUUUAAUAAAACUGUAAUAUCUGAUUUUGCAAAUUAGUUGAGACUACUCCUCAGUCUUUUCAUGUACCUCCUGGUAACUGCAUAAGUACCUGCUGGGGUACAAAUAUCUCUGGUUGGGAAUCAAUGAGCGCGUUUACAUGCACACCAGUAUUCUGGUUAUAAUCGGGUUUUUAGAGUACUCUGGUUAUGUUUUGCACAUGUAAACACCGUCUCUGGGUUUCAGAAACCUGAAUAAGACAUUGUCCUGGUUUUGAAAAACCUGGAUAUGCUACCUGGAUUACUCCAAUAGAAACCCGGAUACUGUUGUACGUAAACAUCUGAUUGAGGUUUCUGAAUGUUCUUGGUACAGAACAAAAUGGCUGAUAUGGUGAGAAAUCAAGACACAUCUGCAAACAGUUGAUUAGAAAUCUGGAUACUGUCAGAAUCAUGUGAACAGGAAAAUGAAUAACCAGGUUUUUCAUGUUCCAUGUAAACACCUUUUCCUGAUUUUGAUCAAAACCAUGUUAAGGUUUAAAGACAGGGAUACUAGUGUGCAUGUAAACACACACACACUGACAUUAUAGAGUGGUACAGUCCUCUGGGUGGCCAAAAGUCAACAAGUCUGUAGGACAAGGAUGUAAAAGUUUUACUGGCACUGCAUUAAUGUGAUGGACAAGAAUAGAACCAAAUGUAUCCGUGUUGUUGAAAAAGGACAUACAUAACAAUGACAAUGUAAUAUUAGUACUGUAAAUAUUAAUAAACCCACUAAGUUUCAACAAUAUAAUUAAUAAUUAACACAUGGAAACAUGAAGUGCUUGCAGAUAAGAUAUCGCUCCUGCUCUCUCUCUCACGUACACAUUAACAAUGUUACGCUGCUGAGAAGGAGCGUUCAUUAUGCAACACAGUAGUGUUUACAGGAAAAAUGUUUGGACAGCAGAUAGUUAUCACUCAUUCCAGUAAGAAACACGUGUAACAGUGUGUCCACCUGAAGCAGGAAACUGCCAAGAAAACAGGUGUAAUAAAUUCUCCGAAACUCAAAAAUGGUUCUGUUGACUGACAUAAAUCAUCACAGAACACACAAAAACUGAUGUUUAUCAAGCAAACAGUCAACAGUCUCAGGUUUACUGAGGAAAUUUUAAUUUGCACAACACAAACUCCUGAGAAAUAUGCAUGAAAAAAGAAAAUGCAGAUCAUGUUCUAGAUAAUGUUAUUUAUAUUAAGUCGGUUUAUGAGAGAAUACGUUUGAAAAACACAAAACAUUCACAUUUUUCUAACUUGUGAGUGAAUUUGUGUCAUUAUGUGGCAUACCUAUGGCAUAUUUAUACCAUAAAAACAGAACAGAAACAAACACUCGUUCAGAGAUUCACUGUUUAGUCAGUGAACGCAUCGUCAGGUGUACCAGGCUUAGAGUGCAUGUAACAACAUACUAUCAAAUGAUGAGUGAUGAUUAUGCACGUCCUGCUACAGAUAGGGUUGGAACAUUGGUCAGUGGAUGUAAUGAAACGUGUCACGUGUAAAUUGCACAUAGAUGUACUUCUGUAAAGGAAGGAACGAAGGAAAAAUAUAAUAUGUCAAAGUCAUGUAAGACUGCAAUGUCAUGGUGUGUCAGAAAUACCAUAAAAGCAUCCAUGCAUCGUAGUUUAAAAGAGGAAGUUUUGCAUUUUAAAGGCAGCGUUGCUGCUGCCAGCAUGCAUCAGUCCUGUGCUGCUGGUUGUGUGCGUGUGUUCGCCUGCCUGUCGUCUACCAACAGCAUCAUCGCAAUGACCCGUCUGCUGCUCGGAGCUGUGCUGCUGGGAAACCUGCGUGUCUGUGUCACAGCGCAAGUUCCAGAGAUGCUCACUCCUCCUGCCCAGGUGAGAUUUGACUCUGUGGACUAUAAAAACGUUCUGCACUGGACUCCGCCUGCCAACACCACCUCACUGCAGUACUACGUCCAGUGGAAGAUUUACGGCGAGCCUCAGUGGCUGGAUGUAGACGGCUGUCAGGGGAUCCAGAAGCACCAGUGUGACCUCAGCAGCGUGACCUCUGACCCGAGAGAGUGGUACUACGCCAGAGUGCACGCCUCCUCCCUGCCCUCCAGCAAAUCAGCCUGGGCCCUCUCGCCCAGAUUCAGCCCCCGCUGGGCCACCAAAAUCAGUCCACCUGUGCUGAAGCUGAACGUCACAGAGCUAGGCAUUGUGGUCCGCGCGAAGCCCCAACGGCUGCUCGUCCGGAAGAUACACAGCUGUCUGCACUACAAAAUCUACCUCAUAGAUACCAGAGGAGAAGAGGUGGUGUUUGACAUGGAUUGCCGCUCCAAAAAGCUGAUUCUGGACAAACUGAAGCACAAGGCGAAGUACUGCCUCCAAGCCCAAACCUUGAUCCCCCUCCAGGCCAAGACCAGUGAUCGCAACUCUGUGAAAUGCGUAAUUACACUCUGAGCACACAGUGAGUGAAAGCGAACCUCUCUGUAACUCUGUAACAGAAGAUUACAAGAUGAGGCGUCAAGUAUCAGCUGUCGUAUGACAAUAACGCCCGAGGCAGCGAGACAGAGAGAGGGAGGGAAAAUGAAACUCCUGGAGGAGAAAUCUAAACAGGAGAGUUUCUCCACAAUGACUAUAAUUAUCUCUGCUCACCCCACCCUGUUCACUAUUUUUAGAUCCGUGAUGGAUGUGUAGAACGGUGAUCAUUCAUUUUCUCUGUUCCUUUCUCUUCUCCUUUUCUUUAGACAAACUCUACCUACAUGAUUCACUGAAUGACUGGAUGAGAAGAUUUGCGUCCUUCAGUUCAGCUUUAAUUAUCCAUCGCUACCUCGACAGCUGCAGUCACCAACGUCCGUGCCAACAACACGUGAUGCACUUAUUUAUUACGAGCAUUAAAAGGUCUGACAUGUUUGAUUUGUGUAGGUAAACAAAAACAUUUGGACUCCAGCCUCCAUGGAUGCUGUCCGUAACUGCAAUAUUUAGACACACUACAAGCACAGUGAUGUAGAGCUGUUAAUAUGAAUGUAGUCUGUGUUUCUGGUCAUAAUUUUAAAGAAGUCGCGUUAUUUUUCAUACAUACAACACAUACUGAAACAGUAAAUAUCCAACUAAUAACCAAUAUCUAGCUUAGCUUUUUCCCAAUUACGUUAUUCUAUUUAUUUUUUAUCUUAACAUUUGUUUUUUGUGAAGGAAAGAAUUUUUUUGCAACAACAGAAUCUAAUUUGUGCAGAAAUGGAUGAAUUUAGAGAUGAUGGGGACACACUGUGCAGCCCAAUUUGAUGAUUAACUAAUCAAUUAGCAAUUAACUAAUCAAAUUCAAGGUAACAGUUGAAACAGUGAUGUUACAACUAAUCCUUUUAUGUUAUUUUAAGUUAUCUUAGAGAUCCUAAAAAAUGUGACCAGUGAUGUUUUGUAUGUUACAGCUCAUACUCAUAUGAUCAAAUGUAGUUUGCAUAAGUUAACACUCUGUGACCACAAUACGUAUUUGUUUUUCCCUGCAGUAGAGCCAAACACAGGCUGAUCUGUAUCUAAUCCAACUGUGAGGAUCAAUGAAUGUCAUUUUUAACAGAGAGAGAGCUUUCUUAAAAACUAUCACAUGCAGCAGUGCUCAGCUGUGAAAUGACACUAUUUCAUGUGCAAAAAUAAAAGUAUGGUGCCAAAUGUUUUUUGUUCCAUGUGUCACAUAAGAAA
Messenger RNA from Thunnus maccoyii (southern bluefin tuna), 4122 nucleotides. It is a transcript of the gene il22ra2, whose product is annotated as interleukin 22 receptor, alpha 2. The coding region runs from base 2038 to 2889 and encodes 283 amino acids. The record is from RefSeq and is a predicted model, not a curated record. Gene Ontology annotation, molecular function: protein binding. The transcript is spliced from 6 exons. Lineage: Eukaryota; Metazoa; Chordata; Actinopteri; Scombriformes; Scombridae.